CUAAGCUGCGGCUAAGAAUAACGGCUUUAAGACCGAAAUUAAAAUCAGUUACUAUUAACUGUCUACAGCGGAUACACAUUUUAUUGAAAAAUAGUUGAAAUCGGAUCUUUUUUAUAGUUAUUUUUGAUACAAUGACUCAUCGAGAAAUAGUUCAAGUCUUUGAGCAGUACCAGAAAUCCAGGCUGGUGUUUGCGCAAACUGUUGCUAAUUUGGCAACCAGAGCCCACAAUACAGAAGCGCUUCAUCAGGCAGGAGUGAUCCCCAUGCUCCGUUCCCUGAUGUCAGACCCAGUCCCCAGCAUCCAGCACCAGGCAGUUCUGACCCUGGGUCGUCUGGCAGAGAACAGUGACAGGCUGGCUGAAGCUGUGGUGAAAGAGGACAUCCUGCCUCAGCUGGUCAAACCUCUGACCUCUCAGAACAGGCUUUAUAAGAGAGCAGCAGCGUUCCUGCUGCGUGUCGUGGCUAAACACUCUCCUGAGCUGUCUGAGGCUGUGGUGGCGUGCGGGGGGGUGGACGCUCUGGUUCUCUGUCUGGAGGAGUUUGACCCCGGGGUGAAGGAGGCCGCCGCCUGGGCUCUGGGCAGCAUCGCAAGGCACAAUGCAUCUCUGUCCCAGUCAGUUGUGGAAGCAGGAGCGGCCCCCCUGCUGAAUAUUUGUCUCUUGGAGCCCGAGAUGGCCCUAAAACGAAUCACAGCCUCCACCCUCAGUGACAUCUGCAAACACACACCAGAGCUGGCCCAGACGGUGGUGGACAGCGGUGCCAUCACACACUUGGCAAAGAUGAUCCUCAGCCAGGACGCCAAGCUGAAGAGGCAGGUUUUCUCUGCGCUCAGUCAGAUUAGCAAGCACUCGGCCAGUAUGGCACAGCUGGUGAUCGAGGCUGAGGUUUUCCCUGCAGCCUUGAUCUCCCUCAAAGAUCCAGAUGAGUAUGUCAGGAAGAAUGCGGCAACCCUGACCAGGGAGGUAGCCAGACAUUCACCAGAGCUCUCCCAGCUAAUCGUGAGCUAUGGUGGGCUGUCGAAAGUGGUUGACUUUCUUGGAGAGAGCCAUGGACAGACCCGUCUCCCGGGGAUCAUGACGCUAGGAUUUAUAGCUGCUCACAGUGAAAGCCUUGCCAUGGCUGUCAUCCAGUGUAAGGGGGUGCCCCAGCUGGCCCUGUGCCUCUCAGAGGAGUCUGAGCAGCACAUGAAGGCGGCCACAGUGUGGUCAGUAGGUCAGAUAGGUCAGCACACCACUGAGCAUGCCAAGGCGGUGGCCACAGCUAACCUGCUGCCCAAACUGCUGGAGCUCUACAUGGAUGCAGGCAGCUCAGAGGAUCUGAAGGCCAAAAGUGAGAAAACCCUGAAGAAAAUCCUGCUGAAGUGCACCUACAUCCCAGCUCUGGAACCACUUCUCUAUGAAGCUCCCAGCAACAUCCUCGAACACGUCGUCUGCCAGUUUAGCAAGGUGCUCCCUCAUGACAGCAAGGCCCGCCGUCUGUUCGUGACCAGCGGAGGACUGAAGAAAAUCCAAGAGAUCGACGCUGAGCCAGGAUCCACCCUCAAGGAGUACAUCGACACCAUCAAGCGCUGCUUCCCCGAGGAGAUAGUCAGGUACUACUCACCAGGCUACUCAGAGGUCUUGAUGCAGCAGCUAGAGAGCUACCAGACCGACGUGAAACAUGUUGAAGAUGAAAUAUUUUGA
Cyprinodon variegatus (sheepshead minnow) is the source of this 1682-nucleotide messenger RNA. RefSeq names its product sperm associated antigen 6 (gene spag6). Gene Ontology annotation, molecular function: microtubule binding. The coding region runs from base 132 to 1682 and encodes 516 amino acids. Gene Ontology annotation, biological process: filopodium assembly; epithelial cilium movement involved in extracellular fluid movement; sperm axoneme assembly. The record is from RefSeq and is a predicted model, not a curated record. The transcript has 11 exons. Lineage: Eukaryota; Metazoa; Chordata; Actinopteri; Cyprinodontiformes; Cyprinodontidae. Gene Ontology annotation, cellular component: axoneme; sperm principal piece; acrosomal vesicle.